ACAUUUAUUCGACUAUUCUUUUUAAAUCAAGAUGGACGCGGAAGCCAAGGCAAUUGAUUCCAUUAAACAAAUAGUUCGCAGAAGCCUUGGUAGCGAAGCAUUAGCUGGAAGGAAUCAUGAUAACGAUGCUAAUACAACCGUGGAUUCAAAUGAUCGCUCCUGCGACAAUGUGUCUGACGUUGAUCUACAUAAUGUGACUGCCCAGUUGGAGCAGACACUAAAGCCGGGCCACAGUGACACCAAGAGCCUUUUCAACGUCAAUAUUGAGGAAUUUACUUCAGAUUUGCCAUCACUGAGUGAUGAAUUGGCCAUAUACGAGGACAGGGUAAAAAAAGAGCAACUCAAAUGGAUUGAUUUUGUAGUGAAUACAUCCAGAAAUGGACGCACUGAGAAAGUCCCAGAAGGCACAAUACAGCUAAACAAUGAGCAUUUAUUAUACUUAAACAGUGGACCGAAUUUGCAAAAUUUUAUAAGAUCCUCUCUAUUAUUUAUGAACGAAGCAAAUCUUUUCAAUAUUAAAACAGCAAAUAUGGAAAUAAUUAGAGAUAAUCUACUGCAACAUUGUCAAGGUGUGUUGAAUAAUAGAAAAUCGCAGGCCACAGCCAUCAAUUUGUCCGGUCAACAUGGUUAGAAAGCAAUAAGUUUUGGAUUACGUUGUUGUUUUAAAUUAAAAUAAAAAUCUAUUGUAAAUAUGUAA
Messenger RNA from Drosophila willistoni, 697 nucleotides. RefSeq lists its product as uncharacterized. The record is from RefSeq and is a predicted model, not a curated record. Bases 32 to 631 code for a protein of 199 amino acids. The transcript has 2 exons. NCBI's taxonomy places the organism in Eukaryota, Metazoa, Arthropoda, Insecta, Diptera, Drosophilidae.